Messenger RNA from Pogoniulus pusillus (Red-fronted tinkerbird), 1079 nucleotides. RefSeq names its product dual specificity phosphatase 23 (gene DUSP23). Gene Ontology annotation, molecular function: protein tyrosine phosphatase activity; protein tyrosine/serine/threonine phosphatase activity. Lineage: Eukaryota; Metazoa; Chordata; Aves; Piciformes; Lybiidae. The transcript is spliced from 3 exons. Gene Ontology annotation, cellular component: cytoplasm. The coding region runs from base 203 to 658 and encodes 151 amino acids. The record is from RefSeq and is a predicted model, not a curated record. Gene Ontology annotation, biological process: protein dephosphorylation.
CCCGGUGCCCCCGCGGAGCAGUUCCGGUGCUCCCGGGAGGUGCAGCUCCGCCUCGGUCACCGUUCCGGGCCCGCCGGUGCCGCCGCCCUUUGCAGACGCUCCCGAGCCUCCGCUCCGUCCCCGCCGCAGCCUCCCCGGUACGGCGCAGCGGGGGCGGCCCGAGCCUGCACGGAGCGGAGCCGAGCGCCGGGCCCGGGCGGCGAUGGGGGCGUGCGAGCCCCCCAACUUCUCGUGGGUGCGUGCGGGGCGGCUGGCGGGCACGGGCAUGCCGCGGCAGCCUGGGCACUACCGCUUCCUGCUGGCACAGGGCGUGCGGCACCUGGUGUCGCUGACCGAGCGGGCACCGCCGCACCACGGCUGCUGCCCUGCCCUGCGCCUGCACCGCCUCCGAGUGCCGGACUUCACCCCCCCGGCCCCCGAGCAGAUCCGCAGCUUCCUGCAGCUGGUGGAGGAUGCCAACGCCCGCGGCGAGGCUGUGGCAGUGCACUGCAUGCUGGGCCAGGGCCGGACGGGCACCAUGCUGGCCUGCUACCUGGCGAGGGCAGAGGGGCUGAGUGGCAGCGAUGCCAUCCGCGAGAUCCGGCGGCUGCGGCCUGGCUCCAUCGAGACGCAGGAGCAGGAGCAGGCAGUGAUCCAGUUCUGCCAGCACGCUGGGUAGCUGCAGCCCAGCACACCCCUCCUCAUGCCAGGCUGGGGGGCACAGCUGGCGGCAUGGCUGGCGCAGAGAGGGGAGGUGCAGCUCCCGAAGCCCACCUGGCCACUGCAGCCUGCCCGGUGCCAGCGCUGGAGAGGACGGCAAGGAGGUGUGAGCAGGGCUGUGCCCCUGGCACAAGUACCACAUGGACUCCAUGGAGACUGCUGCCAAGAAAUGCUGGGGGUGCCCUUCCCCUGGGGGUGCCCUUCCCCUGGGGGUGCCCUUCCCCUGAGGGUGCCCUUCUCUUGGGGGUGCCCUUCCCCUGGGGGUGCCCUUCCCCUGGGGGUGCCCUUCUCCUGGGAGUGCCCUUCCCCUGAGGGUGCACUUCUGUGCCCUGCCCUGCUCCUGCUUGUCCCCUCCUGCAUUAAAGGUCUCUUCUGUGGCA